This is a messenger RNA of Ambispora leptoticha, 795 nucleotides long. The record is from the annotation of a GenBank genome assembly. NCBI's taxonomy places the organism in Eukaryota, Fungi, Glomeromycota, Glomeromycetes, Archaeosporales, Ambisporaceae.
AUGUCUACUUCACAUUUGACUCCACAACACAUUACCCAUUUAAUAAAUCUGAGCACACUGUGUACACUUUGGUCACAAACACACACAAAAUCUCGUGUUUUAUUCAAUUCGUUACAAAAUAUAAAUUCACAGCGUCAAGACACGCUAUUUCUUCUCUCAUCAAAAACCUCAUUUCUUGUUUCGAAUCUAAACUCAAUCCGUGAUGAUGAUGAUCCCCUUCUCAAUGAGAAACUGCUGCACACAUUAAUCUACAAACAAUCGUGUGAAAUUGAGUCAAUUCUUUUGAAAAUUCAUCAGUCUUUGGAUGAAUUUGAAAAGAUCCUAAAGGAAAUGCACGGAAUUUAUGAGAGAUCAAAUCGAUUAAUUGGUGUUCACAAGAAUGAUGUUAUAACGAACGAUAAUAAUAGCGCGAAAACAAUUUCACCCUCCCCUUCAGCAACCAAAAAGAAGUCAUCCUCAAAAUCCAAAAAGAAAGCCAAUUCUUCGUCUUCGCCUUCAAAAACUUCAAAUAUUCAAAAUCUCUUGAAAAAUGAUGAAAAAGGAGGAGGGAUAGCCGAAAUCUCAAUUCCUUUAUCUAAUCUUUAUUGUACUCGAAUCUUAGAAAAAUAUAAUCGGGAUUUAAUCUAUAAACGGAACUUGCUUCAAGGUGGGACUUUGAAAAUUGAUCAGAUUGAAAGUGUGAAAUUUGUUGCGGAACUUUGGGAAAAACAUAUUGAAAAUCAUUUAGAAGAAAAAAUUUUGGAUAGAAUAAAAAUAUGGAAACGUAUAAAUGAAUAUCUAGAAAUUAAUUCCUAA